Messenger RNA from Venustampulla echinocandica, 879 nucleotides. RefSeq lists its product as uncharacterized. Bases 1 to 879 code for a protein of 292 amino acids. Gene Ontology annotation, molecular function: ferrous iron binding; zinc ion binding; oxidoreductase activity, acting on single donors with incorporation of molecular oxygen. The transcript has 4 exons. The record is from RefSeq and is a predicted model, not a curated record. Lineage: Eukaryota; Fungi; Ascomycota; Leotiomycetes; Helotiales; Pleuroascaceae.
AUGGCCGCACAAAAGACGUUGACACCAGUUCAUUUCUUUUCACAUGGCUCGACAAUGAUGCUAGGAGAAGAAUGUGAGUCGGCGACAUACUGGAAGAAAUGCGGAGACGAGGCUAUAGCACACGGCAUCAAAGGUGUUAUAAUGAUGGGCGCCCAUUGGGACUGUUUAGGGGACAAAAUUCAAGUCGCAACAAAUCCGAAACCCAACAAAAGCCCCGUGGCAUAUGUCCAUCCCUCAAAGUACGCCAACUAUAAACUCAACCCUGACAUCCCCACUGCAAAUCGUUGCGUGGAAAUGCUCAAAGCAGAAGGCUUCAACGCCGAAGCCAACCCCAAUUUUGACUGGAUCCACGAUACGUAUCUCAUACUCAUCAGAAUGUUCCCAGGCGGCUGUCCCCCGACGACCCUCGUAUCAAUGAACGCUCGAUUCGACCCCCACUACCACAUGAAGGUUGGUUCCACACUCCGAGCUCUGCGUAAGGAAAACUACCUGGUCAUUGGCUCCGGCGGCGCUGUACAUAACUUAUACAGAAACGUCUGGGGUCCCAUGUUACAGCACCGAGACAACUUCGCCCAAGAGAAUCCGCCGGAGGCGUGGGCCAUGGAAUUCAGACAAGCCGUACAAGAUGUUAUUUCGAAUAACAGCGGGCCAAAGUUACGCAGAGGAAUGACUCGAUUGAUGAAGCAUCCUCAAUAUCGGGAUGCACAUGCCACUGAUGAUCAUUUUAUGAGUGCGAUGUUCGUGUCGGGUGCCGCUGGUGAUGUGGAAGAUGAGGGCUACUACGGAGAGUUGAUGGCAGAGGAUUGGGAGUUGACGAACAUGUGCAAUUCACAGUAUACGUUUGGAACUUGGGGCGGUAGCAUGAGGGAGGUAGCAUGA